AUGGCAGAUACAAGGCAUAUAUCUUCUUCAACUUCUGAUCCAGAAGUUAACCCAGUAACGGAUGCAUUUUCCCAAGUGGCAGAAGCUCUUAGAAAACAAACUAUGACUACUCAACAAAUUAUUCGGGAGCUAAGGGAGGAUCGUGCAACCAGAAAUCACACUCAUAAUUCUGAAAGUGAAAAUAGACCUAGAACUGCAAAUACUAAGGAAGGACUUAAUUCUGAUUAUAAAGGACUCACUGAAUUCCGUAAGCAUAAACCUUCCACUUUUCGUGGAGAUUAUAAUCCUGAGGCAGCCAUGGAAUGGGUGAAAGAACUUGAAAAAAUAUUCCUGGUAAUGUACUGUCCUAAUACUCAUCGUGUAAACUUUGCCACAUACUUAUUGAUUGGAGAAGCAGAGCAUUGGUGGACAAAUACCAAAAGAUAUUUUCAAAGCCAAGGAACAGAGAUUACUUGGACAAUAUUUAAAGAUGCCUUUUUGGAAAAAUACUUUCCUCAAAGUGUAAGAAACAGAAAAGAAAUAGAAUUCCUUGAACUGAAACAAGGAAACAUGACCAUUGGACAAUAUGUGACAAAAUUUGAAGAACUGUCCAGAUAUUCUAACUAUGUACAAAAUCAACCUAAUGAGGAAUGGUUGACAACUAAAUUUGAAUCUGGACUAAAACCUGAACUAAAAAGCAUGAUAAUAGGACACCAAAUAAGGAAUUUUUCAUCAUUAAUAAACAGGUGUAGAGAUACUGAAGCAAAUAUGAAGGAGGCUGAGGAUGCAAGAGAGAAAGACAGAGCCUCAAAUCGAAGAAGGAAUGAGGACAACAACAAAGGAAGGUUUCCACGGGCGCAAAACUUGGGAAAUAAUUUUGCUAGCAAUGGAGGGAAGCAGAAUGCGGGUCGGACGAAUUUCCAGAUUCAGGUAUGUCCAAAAUGCAAGAAAAAUCAUGCUGGAGAAUGUUUGGGAGGAAGAGAUGUGUGCUUUAAGUGUGGGAAGCCUGGACAUAUGUUGAGGAAUUGUCCUCAGAAUCAAGGUCAUAAUUCAUCAAACCAACCUACAACAAGAGGAAGAGUUUUCACCCUAAGUGGUCAGGAAGCAGCUCAAGCUUCAAACUUGGUUCAAGGUACGGGCUUAAUACAAGAUUAUCUUAUAACUGUACUUUUUUAUUCUGGGGCUACUCAUUCUUUCAUAUCCUUAUCUUCUGCUCAAAAGUUAAAAUUACCAAUUUCCAUUUUACCUUCUUAUCUUGAAAUCUUUCUUCCUACUGGAGAAAAGAUAACCACAUCUCAAGUCUGUAGAAAUUGUCAUCUUCAACUCGAAGGGAAAUUGUUUGAGAUAGAUUUAGUUUGCUUGCCUAUGAUUGAUAUAGAUGUGAUUCUUGGUAUAAAUUGGUUGUCUGCUAAUUGUGUGGUCAUUGAUUGUCAUAAUAAAAGUAUAAUUUUCACAAAUGAGUCAGAACUUUCCAAUGAAUCUUUAUUCUUGUCAACUUCCCAACUUAGGAAGAGUUUGUCAGAUGGAGCACAAGGAUAUGUUAUCUUUAAUCUUUCAGAAGCAAAGGUUAAACCUGAUGUAGCCAGUAUCCCUAUGGUCACUGAAUACUCAGAGGUUUUUUCGAAUGAAAUUUCAAGUUUACCCCCAAAUAGAGAAAUUGAAUUCUCCAUUGACCUAAUACCUGGAGUAGGGCCAAUUUCUAUUGCACCCUAUAAGAUGUCACCUGUAGAGCUUGUUGAACUAAAGAAACAAUUAGAGAAACUUUUAUCAAAGCAGUUCAUUAGACCUAGUGUGUCACCUUGGGGAGCAUCAGUGCUCUUUGUCAAGAAAAAAGAUGGAAGUAUGAGGUUGUGUGUGGAUUAUAGGCAACUAAACAAAGUCACCAUUAAAAAUAAAUAUCUUUUGCCUCGGAUAGAUGACCUUUUAGAUCAGUUGAGAAGAGCCACAGUAUUUUCUAAAAUAGAUUUAAGGUCAGGAUAUCACCAGAUCAAAAUUAAGACUGAAGAUAUUCCAAAGACAGCCUUUAGGACUAGGUAUGGACAUUAUGAGUAUCUAGUUAUGCCUUUUGGAUUGACAAAUGCUCCAGCAGUAUUUAUGGAUUAUAUGAAUAGAAUUUUUAGACCUUACCUAGAUCAAUUUGUAGUGGUGUUUAUAGAUGAUAUUUUAAUAUAUUCUAAGGAUAAAGAGGAGCAUAAAGAGCACUUAAGAAUAGUUUUACAAAUUUUGAAAGAUAAGCAAUUGUAUGCCAAACUUUCAAAAUGUGAAUUCUGGAUGGAAGAAGUUAAGUUCUUAGGACAUGUUAUUUUAAAAGAAGGAGAACAUGUCUUUCUUAAACUUUCUCCUACCACAGGUGUAGGCAGAACUCCCAAAGUUAGGAAACUGAGUCAUAGGUAUAUUGGUCCAUUUCAAAUACUUCAAAAAAUAGGGCCAGUUGCUUACCAACUUGCUCUUCCACCUCAUCUUUCCAAUCUCCACAAUGUUUUUCACGUUUCUCAGCUUAAAAAGUAUGUCCCAGAUCCCUCUCACAUUCUUGAUAUAGACUCAGUACAAGUUAAAGAAAACAAAAAGAAAAAGGAAGCUUUGUUAAUUUGA
Molecule: messenger RNA, 2571 nt
Organism: Gastrolobium bilobum
Lineage: Eukaryota; Viridiplantae; Streptophyta; Magnoliopsida; Fabales; Fabaceae
Exons: 2
Coding region: 1-2571 (856 amino acids)
Molecular function (GO): zinc ion binding; nucleic acid binding
Source: RefSeq, a predicted model, not a curated record